Molecule: messenger RNA, 6659 nt
Organism: Pangasianodon hypophthalmus (striped catfish)
Lineage: Eukaryota; Metazoa; Chordata; Actinopteri; Siluriformes; Pangasiidae
Gene: lrrc7
Product: leucine rich repeat containing 7
Exons: 29
Coding region: 640-5268 (1542 amino acids)
Biological process (GO): neurotransmitter receptor transport postsynaptic membrane to endosome; neurotransmitter receptor transport, endosome to postsynaptic membrane
Cellular component (GO): postsynaptic density; adherens junction; postsynaptic membrane
Molecular function (GO): protein binding
Source: RefSeq, a predicted model, not a curated record
GCGUCAGAGAUGUUGGGUAAGCUACACAAAACUCCGAGCUCACCUCCAACUUGUGUGAUUGCCGGUGUGGGAGUGUGAGGAGGAGCGGCGUCUCGUGUCGCGUCGCGCGCCAGUGCAGCCAUUAAAGCCUACUGCUACAACGCACACACACACACACCAUGGAGAUGGAGCACUGAACGCACUGUGCAUUACCACGGAGAUCCAGGACACAAUACAGACAGAAUUUUUCCACUGAAGACUAUUUUUUUGCCGGAUUUUCAACGAGGUGCCGCCAGUUCCACCUUCAAAAUCUCCGCCUUAGUGACCUUGUUGGUUUUGGCUUGCAAAAUGAGCACAAAGCUCCAUGCGGCUCAUGUGGCUUCCAGAGGCAGCGUCUGCUGGUCGUCAUGUCAGGACUGAGAUUGGAGGCAUGGAUGACCUAAUUGGACAUCUAAUCAGGGCCUAGUGGAUUUGGAUAGGAGGCUGAAGAUGUGGCAUGUCAACAAGUGUGAAUACACAUAAAGGAGCUGGACGGCUAUCCUUACCUAUCAAUAUUAAUCUACGGAGGCUUUGUCUGGAUCUGCCUGGGCUCAAAAUCUGAGUGCAGGCUUCAGAAAAUACUAAAGGGCAUCCCAUCUCUACUUUGUGCAGUGUCUGGAGAUGACUACCAAGAGGAAGAUCAUCGGGCGCCUGGUGCCAUGCCGAUGCUUCCGCGGGGAGGAGGAGGUCAUCUCCGUGCUGGAUUACUCACACUGCAGCCUGCAGCAGGUGCCCAAGGAGAUCUUCAGCUUCGAGCGCACUCUGGAGGAGCUCUACCUAGAUGCUAACCAAAUUGAAGAGCUUCCCAAGCAACUCUUUAACUGUCAAGCCCUGCGAAAAUUGAGUAUUCCUGAUAACGACCUUUCAAACCUGCCAACCACCAUCGCUAGCCUUGUAAACCUGAAGGAAUUAGAUAUAAGUAAAAACGGCAUUCAAGAAUUUCCUGACAAUAUCAAGUGCUGUAAAUGUUUAUCAGUUGUAGAGGCCAGUGUAAAUCCCAUAACCAAACUCCCAGAUGGCUUCACUCAGCUCCUCAAUCUGACACAGCUCUUCUUAAAUGAUGCCUUCCUCGAGUACCUACCCGCCAAUUUUGGAAGAUUGUCCAAAUUACGCAUCCUGGAACUUCGAGAGAAUCACUUGAAAACGAUGCCAAAGUCAAUUCACAGGCUGUCACAGCUGGAGCGAUUAGACUUGGGAAGCAAUGAAUUCACUGAGCUGCCAGAAGUUCUGGAGCAGAUUCAUAACCUAAAAGAGCUGUGGCUGGACAACAAUUCAUUACAGACAAUACCAGGGUCUAUAGGGAAACUGCGGCAGUUGCGCUAUCUUGACCUGGCCAAGAACAGGAUCGAGAGUCUUGAUGCAGACAUCUCUGGGUGUGAGUCUCUUGAGGACCUCCUGCUCUCGUCUAACAUGCUGCAGCAGUUGCCUGAUACGAUAGGAAUGUUGAAAAAGUUAACAACAUUAAAAGUUGAUGACAACCAGCUCACCUCACUGCCUAACACCAUCGGAAGUCCACGCGCCAAAUUAGGUUUAUCGCUCUUAGAGGAGUUUGACUGUAGCUGUAAUGAACUGGAGUCUUUGCCCCCGACUAUUGGCUACCUGCACAAUCUCCGGACCUUUGCGGCCGAUGAGAACUUCCUGACGGAGUUGCCCAGAGAGAUUGGAAACUGCAAGAAUGUCACGGUUAUGUCCUUGCGCUCCAAUAAGCUGGAAUUUCUGCCUGAUGAAAUCGGACAGAUGACGAAGCUGCGUGUUCUCAAUCUCAGUGACAAUAGGUUGAAGAAUCUUCCCUACACUUUCACUAAACUGAAAGAUUUGGCUGCACUCUGGCUAUCUGACAAUCAGUCCAAAGCCCUUAUCCCCCUGCAAACAGAGGCUCAUCCUGAGACCAAACAGAGGGUGCUUACAAACUACAUGUUUCCCCAGCAACCACGGCACGAUGAAGAUUACCAGUCAGACAGCGACAGCUUCAACCCCGCUCUCUGGGAGGAACAGAGGCAGCAGAGGAUGACUGUGGCAUUUGACUUUGAGGACAAGAAAGAGGAGGAGGACAACUCUGCAAAAGUCAAGGUUGAGAUUAAUCUGAAACGAUAUCCCACCCCCUACCCAGAGGACCUGAAGAACAUGGUGAAGUCAGUGCAGAACAUGGUGGGGAAAACCACCCACCCUCUUAGCACAGAGAAAUGUUCCUCAGGCACCAACAUGGAGCUCCAUAGCACAGACGCAUACGAGCCCAAGUGGCCCAUUGCACCCAAGGAGGUGACCGAGAGGGAGGUUAAAGAAUUCUCCAAGCCUCCUCUGCCAGAGCAAGGUGUCAUCCUGAACUCGGCAAUCGACAUCCCAAAGCGGAAGGACAAGGAGGAUCUAAAUGAGAGCUCUGAGAUUGCUUUACAUCGCAUCGUUCCCAAGCCGCAACAGCCAGAGAAUACAAGCCUGGCCCUUACUUCCUCUUCCUGUUUCUGCCUCAUAGAUUCCAUGGGAGGUUCACCUAAUGAUAUCCGGAUUUCUGACAUGAGGCCGACUCUGGUGGAACCCCCUAUGUACAAGCCAAAGGUUGUAUUGCUGGGAAAAGAUAAAAAAGAAUCCAUCGAUGACUCAGACCCAGACAAAAUGCACUGCUUGAACAACAGUGGAUCAUCAGCCACCUACUCAGACUACUCCCCCUCGCAGGGCUCUUCUGGGUCCUCCAACCCUCCUGGCAAUGUCAGCUCCAUGCAGAGUGCUGCCAAAGAGGGUCCAUCACAGACCCACUGGACUAACAGACUUGCUCAGUCUUUCCCAAAGCCCAUAGAGACAAAGCCUCUGCUCAGCCACAGAGAGACACCCCCCUCCAGUACCCUGCAGCAGCGGGGUGAGAGACGGCCACUCAGUGACACCUUCGACAGCUGGAAUGAUGCCCCCCACUAUGACAAUACAGGGUUUGUAGCAGAGGAGACGCCAGUUGAGACUCCCAGCGGCAGUAGUGGAAACCCCAUGCUAGGCACAAAGCCUCGUAGUGCCUCAACAGCACAUGGGCGACGGCCUCUCAUGAGACAGGAUCGCAUCAUGGGGGUCCCAUUAGAGCUGGAGCAGACACCACACUCUUUCCGUACAACUCCUGAUGCUGAAGUGCCUCCUCCCCCUCCCCCAAACCCCUGGCAGAACUGGACGAGGACUCCCAGCCCAUUUGAGGACCGUACAGCUUUCCCUUCCAAACUGGAAAUUACCCCAGCAAACAGCCCCAACCCUGACCGCAAAGACUUUGAGCAGGAGAUGGGUGAACUACCUGGCACUUUCCCCUCUUCAGGAGCCUGGGGAUUCCUGGACUCCAGAGACUCAGGGACAGGGCAAGGUCAGCCUGAUGUCUUUGCACAUGUUCAAGGACGUAAUGAACAAAAUAAGGGCAACACCAUGGUCAUAAGCAAGAGCUCUGAGAGACUUUCGCCAAUGAUGAAGGAGGUAAAGUCGAAAUUUAAGAAGUCCCAGAGCAUAGAUGAAAUUGAUAUUGGAUCAUACAAGGUGUACAGUAUUCCCUUGGACAACUACAGCUCUAGCAUAGAGAAUCAGGGUAGCGUGGACAGAGCUGACCUCCCAGGACCUCUCGAACAGAGCAUGUCCAGGAGCCAGUCUGCUCCCAUGCUGGAUGAUGAUCUUGACAGCUUUGGCACGAAUAAAUCUUCUCAGCAGCAGAAACCUGCUAUCCCAAAAAAGGUUUAUCAGUUUGACCAAAGUUUUAACCCUCAAGGGGCCAUGGAUGUGAUGAAAGCAGAACGGAGGGUCCCUCCACCAUUUCCCAAUACCCCUGAAUAUGUGAAUCAACCAGGCAAGACACUGCCAAAGGAGCUUAUUAGCCCUCGAGGCUACCGGGGCUAUCAACCAAUGGAGCAAAUGUUCUCCUUCUCUCAGCCACCUGUCAAUGAUGAUGCAGUUCCUCAACAGUUUCCUGCCCAGCCUCAACGGUCCCGUCCAGGUUUCCUGCGGCGGGCAGAUUCCCUGGUAAGUUCUACAGAGAUGGCACUGUUCCGCAGGGUAGCAGAAGCCCAGGAGCACCAAAUGGCAGAGCAUUACAACAGACCCCAACAGAUUAAAGCCAUGAUGGAUGCACAGAAUAGCUUGUCUACCAUGGCUGAUUCCCAGUUCCAUAAGAGGAAUGGUAGGUAUGAAGAGGAAUACUCAUCUUAUCAAGAACCUAAAAAGCCUAUUAUGGGAUACCCCACAAAGAGUCUGACACAGCGUCGCCCACUGUCUGCACGAAGCUACAGUACAGAGACUUAUGGGGCAUCGCAAGCUCGGCCAGUGUCUGCGCGCCCCACCAUGGCUGCCCUGCUAGAGAAAUUGCCUUCAGAUUAUAAUAUUAGUACAUGCACUGAGAAGAGCCCUGACACUGACAUGAAGAUGAGGCCUGUUCCACAGAAACCAGAGGACAUGACCUCCAAAAUGCCAGUGGACUGGAGACAACAGCUUCUAAGGCACAUAGAGGCAAAACGGCUAGACCGGAGCGCUGUCCUUAAGCACAACACAGUAAACUUCGGCAUGCUGUACUCUGGAGGCUAUGCUGCACCGCAUGCCAGCAGAAGCAUGACAAUAAACUUUUACAAUAACACAAAGCAUGAAAACCAAACAACUCAGUGGCUACCUCUACCAAAUACUCCAUCACAACAGAGCAAUAUUUUAGAUAAUGGUCAAGAGGUGGUCUCUCCCACCACACAGUGGGCCCCCUACUCUUUAGGACGAAGAGAUGUACCUCCUGACAACACCAUCAUCAAAAAGGCCGUGGUCCAUCAUUCUCACCAACAGCAGGGCAUCAUGGGAAGUGGAGCCACGGCACCACACCGAGGACCACAGCAGUAUGAGGGAGCCACGAAUAAGGUGUCCAUCCAGCAGUACCAAUCACCUCUGGCCAUGGCCAUGACAAGCACCAGCCCCCGACCACAGAGCGCCCGCUGCUUCAUCCAGACUAAAGGCCAGAAAAGCAUGGACGGCUUUCCAGAGCAGUUCUGUGUUCGGAUUGAGAAAAACCCAGGCCUCGGUUUCAGUAUCUCAGGGGGAAUCAGUGGGCAGGGGAACCCCUUCAAACCCUCAGACAUGGGUAUCUUUGUUACUAGGGUACAGCCUGAUGGACCCGCCUCCAAUGUUCUUCGACCAGGGGACAAAAUUCUGAAGGCCAACGGACAUAGUUUUUUACACAUCGAACACCAAACGGCAGUGUCUCUUCUGAAGAGUUUCCCGAAAGCUGUGGACUUGGUCAUUUUAAGGGAGAGCACAAUGUAAAUAAUUUUAUAAUGCUGACUUCUUGCUCAAAAGGAACACAGGACCUUGUACAUCAAGUUUUUAUCUAGGAACAAUUUUGCCAAUUGCUGGACCAAUGGCAAAUACUAGUGCCAAAUGUACUAUAGAGAACAUAUCGAAUAAUGUGACAUAUGGCUUACACGUAUAUAUAUCUAUACAUAUAUAUAUGUGUGUGUGUGUUAAAAUCUUACACUAAUGUGAAAUUACUUUCUAUCUCUCAGCCUGUGGCUGUAGGUUGGUGUGUUUUUUCGUUGCUUAUUUAUAUCGCCUAUUAUUUUGUACCUAUUUUUCCAAGCGACUUUUCAUUUCAUUUCAAUCUCAGCGCAUGAAAGCACAUCUGCUUUUGAAGACAUUUUAUUCAUCAUAACACUGCCUCAACUCUGUAAAUGCCUUGUGUAAAUAUACAUAACAUUACAGAAGAUAGUUUAUCCUGCUGACCCUUAACUUCAUUUUAAUCAUUUAAGCAGACAUCUACUACCACUGUAGGUUUGGUUUAUGGAUUAUGUGUGGCUCAUAUAUAGAGUUUUGCACAAAUCAAAUGAAAAAUCCAAAAGCAAUAUUGUUGCUAUUUGGCUUUUCUUGCAGCACCCUCUGCUGGUCAGCAAACAGCUUCUUAAUAAUAAUAAUAAUAAUAAUAAUAAUAAUAAUAAUAAUAGUGAGCGAGACCUUUGCUUUAGGUUCAUACAGGGUGAAACCCCCUAUUUCAUUUUUCGCCAUGUUGUCAACAUGAGCAUUUUCCUAGUUUAAUUAUGAUUCAUAUUAUUUUUAAAUCCAUAUGUACUCAGUAUCCACCAGGUACAAAAAUGUCAAAGUCAGUUUUUAGUGUGUACAUUUAAGUUGUACAAAGGGUUUUACACCCAAGGCUUAGUUGAUGUUCUGCUUUAAGGCCUGUUAAUCACUUACUGAUAUAAAUAAAUUAAUUCACAUCAUUAUGUGAUAGAUUUCCAUAAGAAGCUUUAAUGUUUAUAGCAUGCUUUCACUUUUUAAAGCUGUCUUAUUAGGAAAGCGGUGAGGGGGCUUUGUGUUUUUUAAAUUAAACAUUUAGUUGCUUUACUUCACUAGAAGUAUUUUUUAUGUAAAAACAUUGAAGGCUCAUCAUCAUUGUACUUUACAGAUAGAUCUGCCCUGCCCAUGUCCAAUAUUGUACAUAAAUGUAGCAUUAGAAAAACCCCAAUCAUAUUUUACUUCUUUUUUUUUACAUUUCAAUUUUAUUUGAAAUAUAAUUAUACAACCUGAAGUCUGGAUAAAAACUGAUAAAAUGCUAUUGGGACAAAGCAUUUGAUAAUGUGAUUAUUUUUACCAAAUGUUUUGAGUAAUUAUUUAUAAUAUAUUGACAUACUUAGCUUUGCUCAAAUUGUGAGUUUUUUUUUUUU